AUGGAUAACACCUGCACUCACCGCGCGCUUCUGCAUUCUGUGCGCUCUUGGAGCCGUCCUGUGACUCCUGGGGUCCAGCGCCCAGAGAACAGAGACAGCGCUCCUUACGACUCACUGAACUGUGCAGAGCCACUGCCAGGCCAGGCCCAGCGCCCCCCUCCUUCUGUUUCCCGUGGGCGCCCAGAAACCCUUAAGGGCCUAAGUCAGUGUAACCUCAUUAAAAUCCACGGCGACAAAAACACACGGAGCCGCACUCCAUGCCAUCCUGCAAGAGGCGAAGGUCGGCCGCACCCGGGAGCCCCCUCGGCCCUGCCUGGCCCGACCCCAGCCCUGCAGCUCCUGGGUCCGCGCUGCACCAGACCACCCGUGUGGCUGCCCCGCAACCCUCCGGACCCGCGCAACCCUCACUCCAGCCUGCCCCUCUCACCUCCCCCAGCACCCCCCGCCGUCAGCACCGGGCCCGGCCACCCAACCUCCCAACACACCCAGCCGCCAGCACCCAGCCCCCAGCGCGUCCACUCACGGAGCAGCGGCAGGAGCAUCGGUCAGCAGCCGCGGCGUGGCCGUCGAGGGCCUCCACGCGCAUGUGCAGAGGUGGGCGGGGCCGGGAGCCGACCCGCCGCGGGAGGUCAGCUGGUCCAGGUGCUGCGCCCCACACAGGAAAGAAGAAGGAAAGCAUCAUUAACAUGA
Messenger RNA from Rangifer tarandus platyrhynchus (Svalbard reindeer), 690 nucleotides. The record is from the annotation of a GenBank genome assembly. Lineage: Eukaryota; Metazoa; Chordata; Mammalia; Artiodactyla; Cervidae.